CUAUUUCAAUUGAAAGCAUAUCGUGUCCGUAGUUGUUGUCCCUACUUUGUAAGUAAAAUUCCAACCCAGAGUAGACAUUUGUAAGCCGCAUAACAAGCAGCACAUGUUGAGUUUUGUAUCUUAAUUGUGCCAGUUUUUCAAAAAUAUAAUUCAGGACAUACCUAUUAGAAAAAAAACAAAGCAAGAGAAGAAAGCAAAGAUGACAGAACUACUAUCAAAAAUAGAUUCUCCUGAAUUUCAUGCUUUAUUUACUCCCCAACUGGAAAUACUUAUCAAAGUGUUUAAAAAACACAACCAUAUGCUCAGGAUUACUGGUGGAGCAGUACGAGAUCUUUUAAUGGGGAUAGGGCCAACUGACAUUGACUUUGCUACAACAGCCAGCCCUGAAGAAAUGAAGAUAAUAUUUACUGAAGAAGGUAUCCGAAUGAUUAACCUGAAUGGUGAAAAGCAUAAAACUGUCACUGUAAGAAUUAAUGACAAGGAAAACUUUGAAAUUUCUACACUUCGAACAGAUUCAGCAAUUGUCAAGGGAGCUGCUACACAAGAACUUGAUUCGUAUUGGCAGCAAGAUGCUAACAAAAGAGAUCUCACCAUAAAUGCAAUGUUUCUCGACUUUGAUGGUGUCUUAUAUGAUUAUGUCAAUGGUCAGGAAAACCUGAAAAGCAAAGUGGUGAAAUUUGUUGAUAAUCCAGAAGAUAGAAUCCAGGAGGAUUACCUCAGAAUCCUUCGCUACUUCCGGUUUUGGGGCAAAAUUGCUUCUUCAUCCAGUCAGCACAACCCUGAUACUUUGCUUGUCAUCAAAAAUAAUGCUCAUGGCCUAUCUAAUGUUUCCGGUGAACGUAUCUGGCAGGAGUUAAAGAGGAUUGUGAAUGGACCCCUUACUGCUGAUAUGAUGUCCACAAUGUUUCAUCUGGGGGUACUUAGCUAUAUUGGAUUGCCCAAGACAAGUAAUAUUACAGAAUUCCAAAAUGUAUGUGAUAAUUGCCAGCAACUGUCACCAUCACCAAUAACUUUAAUUACUGCAUUGUUAGAAACAAACAAGGAGCUGUUGAAUUUCCAAAGUCGUGUAAAAAUCUCAACUGAUGAGCUCCGACAAGGGACAUUUAUUAUCCAGCAACGAAACAAACUGAACGCUACAGAUGAUACCAUUAGCUAUUGUCAGCAGUUACUAAUGGACAGAAAAGAACAUAAUAUCAAAUCUUACAUCAAAGAACUACUGAAAUACAAUGGUAAACAUGAAGUAUUAAAGAAUUUUGACCAUUGGGAUCCACCGAAAUUUCCUGUUUCUGGCUAUGAUUUGCUAGCGCGCAAUAUUCCAAAAGGAUCACUUUUUCAGAAAAUUAUUUCCAAAUUGAAAUGUAUUUGGAAAGAAAGUAAUUACUCUAUGAAAAAAGAUGACCUACUUGAUAUGGUUGAGCAAAUUUUAGAAAAUUUAAAAUAAAAACAUAUAAAGGGGAGUUAAAAAAAAAAAAAGCAAGCAAAAUUUCUUGUAUUUCACCCGGCUGUUGAGCCUUGACUACAGGUGCCACCAACCUAAACAGUCAGUCGUUUUCAAAUUAGAAGCAGCUAAAUAUAUAUUCAUAUAUUGAGCCCACAUGAGGAGAGUAAAGUGAACAGGCAAAAAUUCAUGCCUUCAAUAACUUAUAUUUCUAAUUAAAUGACAUAUAAUGAACAAUUUGAUAUUUCUAAAAGAAAAUAAAUAUUGAUUUCCAAUGUUUCGUUUAUAUGAGAGCCAAGUUUGAAUAUUUUGCCAUAGAAUUUGAAAAUUACAUUACAAAUCACACUUAAUAUGUAAUGCAAGCAUGUCUGAACUAACCAAGCAUACUUCUUUAAGACCACCAUUAAAACUGAAGGCAGUACUUUGAUUUAGUACAUGGCACAGAACUUGCAUAUACUCUUUCCACAUAUCUUCUUGAAAAUAUGAGCAGGGCUUAUGCAAUUUGUAGCAAUAGUGAGUGUGAAUGAAAAUUAUCUCUCUAACCAAUUUUAUAAAUAACAUUAAAAUAAAGUUAGAGUUGAAAAGAGCAGCUUUCUAUUGAAAAGACAACCCAUUAUUGGUUGGUGUCUCCUGUAGUCAAGGCAACAUUUUUAUUUACAUUAGCAACUUACUUCAAAACAUAGGAAAUAUGCAUUCACAUCGGAGAUUAGAAUUCUGAAUACAAAAAUUUGGUUACAAUAUAUGUCAAAUGUCCAAAAGAUAAUAAGUUGCUUUUCAGCUGAAAAACAGAAAAUUACAUAUCCAAGAUAACAAUGAGAAUUUCAUUUUUUAAUUUUCCUAUGAUUCUCACGCUCCCACCACCACAUAAAUAGUCACAUACUUGAAAACACUAGCUUAAUUUUAUAUAAAUUAAUCAGAAAUAGUUUAAUGUUACUUUCAGAUGUUGUGAAGCCUUUGCAGAACUGUUUCCAAUAUUUAACCAUCUAAAUUUACUUAAGGUCAUUUCUCUAUGAAAUAUAUAUUUUGCCCACACCAUUGCAAUAUACAAAUAAUGACUUUAAUCUGACAUACAAUUGUAAUGUACUUUCUAACAAAAUAUUUAAGCAAGCAAAAUAUAACAUCCAUUGAAAGCAAUCCGGUUGUAUUAAAUGUUGCAGAGUCUAAUGACAACAUUCUUUAUCAAAUGAAGUAGCAACAAAACUAAUAAUAUUGGUUUUCAGCUUGAUAUUUAUAAAAACCAGAUAUUAUUCUACAUAAAUCCACUGAAGCAAAUAAGACUUUUAUGAAAAUAUAAAUACAGAUGAUAGAGUAAUUCCCUUACCCCCUAAAAAAAAGACAUAUACACAUGUAUGGAGGUGGUACCAUAACCAUUGAAGAUUAUCCAAGGCAUGGUUAUUGUUAGAUGAGUUAGACAAGGGAACUAUAGAAUAAAGCAUUUAGUGUUCACCUUGCAAUGAUGAAUGUAUCUCAAUUAUAAAAUGCGGAAUUUCAAUAAAUAGAAUAAAAUUUAAAUGUAUUCUAUAAUUAUAGCAAUAAAUAUCUUCACUAUAAAGCCAAUCUUUGUUGGAGAAAGGUAUUUAUAGUCAAUUAAGCCCAAUAUGUUACUAGAAAUUU
Messenger RNA from Octopus sinensis (East Asian common octopus), 3052 nucleotides. Its product is annotated as CCA tRNA nucleotidyltransferase 1, mitochondrial. Gene Ontology annotation, biological process: RNA processing. The record is from RefSeq and is a predicted model, not a curated record. NCBI's taxonomy places the organism in Eukaryota, Metazoa, Mollusca, Cephalopoda, Octopoda, Octopodidae. The coding region runs from base 200 to 1441 and encodes 413 amino acids. The transcript has 8 exons. Gene Ontology annotation, molecular function: RNA binding; nucleotidyltransferase activity.